ACCGUCUUCCAACGCAUGACGUAGGCAGUAGACGGUAUCACGGGGAUUAACCUCCACACCAAGUCCUCUCGAUUGGGAUUGUCUGUAAAAAUAAAAUUAAAGUCAUCCUGGGCCCUACCUUCGGGGAGGGGAGCGGAAGCUUUUGGAUUGGCAGAUUCACAACGGGUUGAAUUCACAAUUGCCCCCAGAUGCGGGGAAGCUGAACCAUCAAUCCCAUCUCCCCACCAUCACGAUCGGAUAAAUAUAUGCAUAACGACUCCCUCCGUAUUCUAUGGGCGGAAUGUAGAAGGGUGACUAUUGCCGGCGGGCACACUAUACUCGAAAGCAAAACAGAGUCCAAUAGGCACCAUGGCGUUUGACGACAAGUACGAGACUUUCGCCUUGGGAGACUGGUCCUUGCAAAGCGGAGAAACUAUCCCGAACGCUCACAUUGCGUUCAAGACCUUUGGACACCCCAGCUCUCCAGCUAUUGUCUUUCCAACUUGGUACUCAGCACUGAUAUCUCAUAAUUUCUGGCUGAUCGGAGACGACAAACAUCUUAAUCCAAACAAGUAUUUCAUCAUCAUCCCGGCACUGUUUGGCAAUGGCCAGUCGUCUUCUCCUUCAAAUACCCAUAUCAGACCAUUUCCACGCGUCUCCUUUUAUGACAAUGUCAGAGCGCAGUAUGAGCUUGUCGCAAAGCACUUUGAGAUCCAGCAUAUUCGCGCUGUCAUAGGCUGGUCAAUGGGUGCCGGCCAGUCAUUCCAGUGGGCCGCUCAAUAUCCCGAUUUUGUGGACUUGAUUGUUCCUUUUUGUGGCUCUGCGAAGACUUCUUUGCACAAUAAAAUCUUCCUUGAAGGGAUUAAAAGCGCCCUGCUUUCCGCAAAGAGAUUCAAGUCUUCGCUGUCCGAAGCAGGUGGAGUCGCGGUGGAUGGAGGACCAUACCGUCAGUGGACACCGGAUGAGCGGGAAGCAGGGUUAAAGGCCUUCGCUAGGGUAUAUGCUGGAUGGGGCUUCAGCCAAGCGUUCUAUCGCGAAAGACUGUAUGAGAAGGAUUUAGGAUAUAAAAGUCUCGAAGACUUCAUGGUAAACUUCUGGGAAGGCCACUUUGCGCCCAAAGACCCCGAUGAUCUCCUGGCUAUGCUUCAGACAUGGCAAGACGGGGAUAUCUCCCAGCAAUCUCCAUACAAUGGGAAUUUUGAGCUGGCCCUCAAGGGAAUCAAAGCCAAAGCCUUGGUCUUACCGGGAAAGACCGACUUAUAUUUCCCGCCAGAAGAUUCAGAGUAUGAAGUUGCAAACAUGCUUCCAGGCAUUGGUAAACUGGAUGUCUUCCCGUCCAUUUGGGGCCACUGGGCAGGAGGUCCUGGAGAUAGUAAGGAUGAUGUUAAAUGGCUGAACGAUAAAAUGGCCAAAUUCUUCAGUGAAGUUCCUAUUGGCGGAACCUAGAUAUUUGCCGCUUCCAGGGUGAGAUCAACAACAAAGGGGCAUUUAUACAAAUAUUAGUUUUGUACCUGAGAAGUGGAUGAAUGAUGUCGAGAGAGUUGCAUUGAAGAUAUACUUACUCAACCUUGAUUUUAUCCACAGUUAUUGAUUAUAAUAUUUCAAGAUGAAUGUCACUGGUCAUUGUUCC
Messenger RNA from Coccidioides immitis RS, 1609 nucleotides. Its product is annotated as homoserine O-acetyltransferase. The record is from RefSeq and is a predicted model, not a curated record. Gene Ontology annotation, molecular function: acyltransferase activity, transferring groups other than amino-acyl groups. Gene Ontology annotation, biological process: biosynthetic process. NCBI's taxonomy places the organism in Eukaryota, Fungi, Ascomycota, Eurotiomycetes, Onygenales, Onygenaceae. The transcript has 6 exons. Bases 349 to 1425 code for a protein of 358 amino acids.